AUGAAGCAAGCUCAAACACGGACAUAUCUAUGGACUGCAGCUUUUGGAUCCUUGACUAGCGAUGAUAAGUGCCGCCUCCAAAAAUACCUCACAGAAAAGACAGUGAGCAGCAUUGAUGAGACCUCGAAAACUGUACAAGCCGCACAGUCCUCCUGUCUGCAGAAGCGAUGGACUGUAAAUACACGACAGGGGCACCGGAUUAUCAUUCGCGACAUCCUUGACUUAAUUGCUCUUUGGCUCAAUGAGUUCAAAGAAGUCGGAGAUGCAGUCGUCCAGUACGGCACUGCACAUGCCUCGCUUUCAUUAGCAGUGGCGGAGGGAUUGGAGAUCGUUGCACGACUAGUGGCUGGGUAUUCAAUCUUCGAAGUGGUAUACUUUCCAGAUAUUGGGAAGCAACUCACAACCGCGCAGUGCAAACUAUGCGAUGCACUGGUGCUACUGUAUGCCGGCUUACUCAGAUUCCUCACCGAUAUAGGAAGAUAUUAUGAACGCUCAACUGGUACUCGCAUACUGCGGAGUCUGUAUGAACUGUCCGAUCGCCUUCAAAAUCCCCUCAAAGCUGCACCAACCAAAGAAGAAGAGGUCGAGAAGAUUGCCCAAACGGUGCAGGCCGAAAUUCCUCUGAACAUGGAUGUCAGCAUUAGGACCCUCCAGGAGAACAGUUCCCAGUCAUUCAUGUCACUCGAGAGCCUCCUCAACUCGCUUGAUGCGCCGAUAUCCCGUACAAGCGACGAGAUGCUGCUCGCCAUUACCUUCGAUUGCCCUGCCACUAUCAUCAUUGAUGGCUUGGAUGAACUUGACGGGGACCGAGUAGAGCUCUUGACUGUUCUUCAAGAUAUAGCCCACCGAUCAGCAAGUAUCGUGAAGAUCAUGAUUUCGAGCCGUGAACAUGCAGAUCUUGGACAGGAACUGCAAAGCGAAAUAUCAGUACCCAUAUCGCCCGCCGAAAUCUCAAGCGAUAUUGCGAGAUAUGUCCACUGUCAAUUUGAUUCGGCCAUUCCCGACAAGAAACUCCUUGGAGGGCGGGUCUCUGAGACACUGAAGCGUCUUCGCAUCAAGACCUUGAAUGAAGGUGCCGGUGGCAUGUUUUUGUGGCCCGCCUUGCAGUUGGAGUAUCUUUGUGAUCGGAGGACAUUCAAACUAGAAGCAGAUAUCAUAGCUGCACUCAAGGACCUUCCGCCGGAUCUAGUACUCAAUGCGCCGCGAGAUGAGGGCGCCGAACUGAGACUUGCUUACCUCAUUGAUCAUGGGGAUAGUGAGGAAGACGCCGACGCUCUCAUGCAUGCUGCUUGUAAGCAUGGCAAUAUGGAACUUGCAAAGCGCAAAGUCAUCAGUCAACCUCCAAGAGACUCUGAUCACAAGAUGUAUCAAGUUCUUGCAAGUUCCGGAAAUCGAUUCCCUCCAGGUCACGGUUCCAACAUGGAAAUGCAGAGCCAGGCAAUAAAGGAAGGCGGCAUUGGUUUUCUCUCCGCACUUGUCAGUGAUUACAGACUACAGUUCGAAUUCAACAUGUUUCGAGAUGUGGCAUGGGAUACCAUCCGCAGCAAAGGUAACAGGACAGCGAUCCUUCAAUUUCUCAUUGACAAUUGCUCGUUCCAUCUGGUCAUGGUGUACUUGUACUCCUAUACUAGCCUCGACAUAAUCAACUCCGAAUCAUGGGUCGUUGAGAAACGCAAGAAAGAGACCAUCCUAUACCAGGCUGCCUGUCUUGAACGCAGCCCUGAAGUUGUUGCAAGAUUGUUGCAAAUGGGAGCAAACCCAGAUAGUCCAGGUCUCUCUCGCACACCGCUGAUGUCCUUCAUGCAAAUGGCCCAUAGGGGUAGAAGUACAGCUGAAGAGGCCAUCUCCAUCGUCAAGCUCCUCUUGGACCACGGCGCAGACCCGGAUGGAGCAAGGGACACGGACCGGGAGCAAGAUGGCCCCUUGAAACCAACAGUGCGAGUGACGCCCUUGAUACUCGCUGUGGCGAGGACAUUCACAGUGGCUGUCGAUACAGUCAGACUUCUAAUGGAGAAGGGCGCGGAUGUUAACCAUGAAAGUGUCAUCGUUGCACCUUGCUUAUCUCUGCGGGAACCAGCAGAUUGUUAA
Molecule: messenger RNA, 2088 nt
Organism: Aspergillus mulundensis
Lineage: Eukaryota; Fungi; Ascomycota; Eurotiomycetes; Eurotiales; Aspergillaceae
Product: ankyrin repeat domain-containing protein
Exons: 5
Coding region: 1-2088 (695 amino acids)
Molecular function (GO): protein binding
Source: RefSeq, a predicted model, not a curated record